Molecule: messenger RNA, 1115 nt
Organism: Rubroshorea leprosula
Lineage: Eukaryota; Viridiplantae; Streptophyta; Magnoliopsida; Malvales; Dipterocarpaceae
Source: the annotation of a GenBank genome assembly
GUGUCGGUGAAUUUGUAUUUUCUCUCUUUCUCUUUCUCUUUCUCUCUCUCUCUCUCGCUCUCUCAUCACCUUUUCCACAAACACUUCAAACGUGUAACCUUAAACUCAUGACACAACCUUCAGUUCCCGAACAACUUGCCAUGUAAAGCCCGCCCCCGUUCAGACCCUCUUCGGUUUCUUCUGUCCUAACCCUUGGAUAAAAACACAGACAAAAACCUCACUCCUAUUUUGGGAGCUGUGUGGAAGAAUUUUCCAACUCGGAAUUCGGACAGUUUUAAUUUGUUUGUGGUAGCCAUGGAGCAUGGAACAGGCGUUGUGGCGGCGGGAGCGGGGAGAGAAGGUGGAGUGAGGAAGUCGGACAGGCCGUUCAAGGGGAUAAGGAUGAGGAAGUGGGGGAAAUGGGUGGCUGAGAUUAGGGAGCCCAACAAGCGGUCUAGGAUUUGGUUGGGCUCUUACUCGACCCCCUUGGCGGCGGCGCGUGCCUAUGACACAGCGGUGUUUUACCUUCGAGGGCCGUCGGCGAGGCUGAACUUCCCUGAGCUCUUGGUAGGAGAGAAAGGCUGCGGCGCGCUCGGUGGGGACAUGUCGGCGGCUUUGAUACGGAAGAAGGCCACCGAGGUUGGCGCGAGAGUCGAUGCACUCGAGGCGGCGCAUCAUCAUCAUCAAAAUCACAACCAUAAUCAUGACUAUAAUCGUACAUACGAUCAGAACCUUCACCAGCCAGGCGGCGACGCUGAGAUUAAGCCAAGUGGCAGCUUUUUGCGGGAGGUUGACUUGAACAAAUUACCCGAACCGGAGGAUUCAGACCCCGAGUGGGAGAGGAACUAAACCCCAAAUCGCCGAUUCUUACCCGAUAAUCGAAAGCUGUGUUUGUUUCUCCGUUUGUCCUGUUUUGGAGGCUGAGGAGGCCGCGGUUGCUAAGAUGCACCGCGGCGGUGGCUAACGUGCGCCGGUGGAGGUAAGCGUAGGGGACGCCUGAAGAAAUGCCAAGGGCUUUGGCUUUGUAUUAAAAAAAUUGUUAAUUAAUUAGUAGUCCCAUGGAAAAAACAGUUAAUUAGUAGUGUAAUGGAAACUUUUCUGUUUUAUAUUUAGACCCCUUUUCUAUUUGGACUUAU